Molecule: messenger RNA, 1572 nt
Organism: Oryza sativa Japonica Group (Japanese rice)
Lineage: Eukaryota; Viridiplantae; Streptophyta; Magnoliopsida; Poales; Poaceae
Source: RefSeq, a predicted model, not a curated record
GCAAAAGCCAUCCGAUCUCAUCUCAUCUCAUCUCACCCUCGCCGCGCGCCGAGGAAGACGCGCAUCUCCUCUCUCCCUCUAUAUAAGCGCGCGCCUCGCCACCUCACCCGAAGAAAUUCCCCACCAUUCCAUCUCUCUCUCUCUCGAAUCUUGAUCUCUCUCUUUCAUCGCCUCUUGUGUUCGCGCGCGCGAGCAGGGUGGUUGUUGUUGGUGGGGGUGCAAUGGCGGGGAGGAGCGAGCUGGUGGUGAGCUUCGGGGAGAUGCUGAUAGACUUCGUGCCGACGGUGGCGGGGGUGUCGCUGGCGGAGGCGCCGGCGUUCGUCAAGGCGCCAGGGGGGGCGCCGGCGAACGUGGCCAUCGCGGUGGCGCGGCUCGGCGGCGGGGCCGCGUUCGUCGGCAAGCUGGGGGACGACGAGUUCGGGCGGAUGCUCGCGGCCAUCCUCCGCGACAACGGCGUCGACGACGGCGGGGUCGUGUUCGACGCCGGGGCGCGCACCGCGCUCGCCUUCGUCACCCUCCGCGCCGACGGGGAGCGCGAGUUCAUGUUCUACCGCAACCCCAGCGCCGACAUGCUCCUCACCCACGCCGAGCUCAACGUCGAGCUCAUCAAGAGGGCUGCCGUCUUCCAUUAUGGAUCAAUAAGCUUGAUAGCUGAGCCCUGCCGGUCAGCACAUUUGCGUGCCAUGGAGAUUGCGAAAGAAGCUGGUGCGCUGCUAUCUUAUGACCCGAAUCUCAGGGAGGCAUUGUGGCCCUCCCGUGAGGAGGCUCGCACCAAGAUCUUGAGCAUCUGGGACCAGGCAGACAUUGUCAAGGUCAGCGAGGUCGAGCUUGAGUUCUUGACCGGCAUUGACUCAGUAGAGGAUGAUGUUGUCAUGAAGCUAUGGCGCCCUACCAUGAAGCUCCUCCUUGUGACUCUUGGAGAUCAAGGAUGCAAGUACUAUGCCAGGGAUUUCCGCGGAGCUGUCCCAUCCUACAAAGUACAGCAAGUUGAUACAACAGGUGCAGGUGAUGCGUUUGUUGGUGCUCUGCUGCGAAGAAUUGUCCAGGAUCCAUCAUCGUUGCAAGAUCAGAAGAAGCUUGAGGAAGCGAUUAAAUUUGCCAAUGCGUGCGGAGCAAUCACCGCCACAAAGAAAGGGGCAAUCCCAUCACUGCCCACCGAAGUUGAGGUCUUGAAGUUGAUGGAGAGUGCUUAGAUCGAUCAGUAGCAUUAUGGUCACUAGCUUCAGCUUCCGCAAAUUGUAUUGUAUGCUGAUCUGGAUCAGGAGCAGGGGGGUACUCCAAGAUGCCUGCCUUUUUGUUGCCAACUUCCCUUCCUGGCAGGAUUUUUGAUUUGGAACUCUAAUUUGAAUAAGCAGAGCCGUUCAAUGUCAGUUUCUACUAUAUGAUUAAAUAAUCGGUCCUUAAUUGUAAUGCAUCAUUCUUUUUUUUUUUUUAACUGAAUCCUUGUUCCAUGCUGUAUGAACUCCUUUGAGUUCCAUUUGUAUAUGGUGCUCUUGCCAUUAUAAGAGUAGUGUUUGGUCCAAAAUUUUGUCAGACAAACAGAAUUAUAGUUACUUCUUAUGUGAUCAUACA